AUGUCUGCGGGGAGAGGAGGACCGCAGCCACGGGGAGAGGAGCCUCACACGCGGGGAGGAGAGAGGGCUCUGUGGGGAGGGCUUGGGGGUUUAAUGCCACACUCCUCGCUCCUCCGUGGUUCUCUUCAGUCCGGGGGUCGUGUCCGGUUGUGUGUCCCCUGCUCUUCAGCCUCUUGUCUGGGUCCCUCUGGGAGUCGUGUGGGUCUGUCUCCCCGCUCUUCAGCCUCUCCUCUCGGUCACUCGGAUCACAGACUCAUCGCUGUCUGGAGGGAUGUGAGCGCGGGUUUACUGCGCAUGCGCGAGUGUCUGCUGCUGCCGGUUCCUCCCGAUCGCUCCGGGUCCUAG
This is a messenger RNA of Knipowitschia caucasica, 345 nucleotides long. The record is from the annotation of a GenBank genome assembly. NCBI's taxonomy places the organism in Eukaryota, Metazoa, Chordata, Actinopteri, Gobiiformes, Gobiidae.